Aspergillus heteromorphus CBS 117.55 is the source of this 1040-nucleotide messenger RNA. RefSeq names its product CTD kinase subunit gamma. Gene Ontology annotation, cellular component: CTDK-1 complex. Lineage: Eukaryota; Fungi; Ascomycota; Eurotiomycetes; Eurotiales; Aspergillaceae. The record is from RefSeq and is a predicted model, not a curated record. The coding region runs from base 71 to 802 and encodes 243 amino acids. The transcript is spliced from 2 exons. Gene Ontology annotation, biological process: positive regulation of DNA-templated transcription, elongation; positive regulation of transcription by RNA polymerase I.
CUGAAACCUCAUCUUACCGGCUCCUAUUCUCCAAUACGCCCUCAUAUUUUUAUUUAGUCGCACCUCAAAAAUGAUGGCCGAUCCAUUUGAGGUGCGCAUGCGCUUUACCGCGCAACUGCAACACCUCAACGCCUCUGUCACAUCAUCCCAGAAAGCAGCACACUAUGCGCUCAAAUACCGCGACAUGGACGAGGAUCUCCACUCCUGCAUCCUCGAACAACUCGAGAGGAAUAAUAUCAACAACAGAGCGAACAUCAUGUACUUCAUCGAACAGUUUUGCGAAAUGGCUACGAGGGAAGACCACGCUCCCUAUGUCCGGAUGAUACAGAGAGAUAUCCUGCGCGUUGUCGAUGCCGUCGCUCCGCCGGAUGGUUCCGGUGCCGCAAACAUUAAACACGUCCGUCGAGUGCUCAAUGGACUGCAGACCAAGGAAAUUCUCUCCGCAGAGACGGUAGCGGAGAUCGACGCCGGGCUGAAGGAGCGGGAGACUCACCCGGCCCAUCUGGACCUGGAAGCUGAAGAAGUGGCGGAGGCUGGCGGAGGCGGCGUCAGAUCGAAAACGGGAACGCCGAGAGGGUCGAAGGCGAACGGCAUGCGAGUGGACAAACGACAGAUUGAGCAGAGAAUCGAGGAAGACCGCGAACGGAAUAAACGACUACGAGAAAGCAUGUGGACGGUCAGUGGCGAUGAUAUUGAUGAGCAAGGAAGGUUCUGGGAUGAGGCCAGUGAUAUUGGCGAGGACGAUUUCCUGACUGCGAACGAGGAGCUCAUGGAGCGCAGGCAGAUGAUCGACGCUCGGUGAUGCGUAUAUACAAAUAUACGAGACCUCGCUUCAUAGAUUUACGGUUUCAUGUUGAUCUCAGGCGCAACGAUUUACUUGAUCGCAAGUUUACCGGGAUAGGACGGUGUUUAGGGGUGGAAUGGAGCUAGGUCUUCAAAACUUCGGAGCAUCCGGGCACGGCGUUUACAAUUGUGCUUUUGGGGGGAUAUUUUUGAGUGCAUUCACGACGGAGUUCAAACAAGGCAUUCUGGGAUAGCCG